CUUCGACGAGCCGAGUAGAUGGAAGUCUUCGCCCCUUGAUUCAGGUGGUGAGAGUGAGAGGUCCCUGGUGUAACCGUGUGCUUUUACCGUUUAUUAUGGAAAACUGCAGCGAGGACUAUAAGAUCCAGUCAUUUGACGUGGACACACAGAAACUGCUAAAAACAGCCUUGAAAGAUCCAAGUUCUGUGAACCUGGAGAAGGUCUCCAACGUCCUUGUGGACCAGUCGCUGAAGGACCCCUUGUUCAGCAAAGAGGCUGGCCGGAUUUGCUACACGAUUGUGCAGGCCGAGGCCAAGCAAAACAACGGAACCGUGUUCCGGAGGCACCUGCUGAACCGCCUGCAGCAGGAGUUCAAGGAGCGUGAGGAGACGAGGAAACGCUCGCUGCAGGGCUGGGUAUGCUACGUCACGUUCAUCUGCAACAUCUUUGACUACCUCAAGGUGAACAACAUGCCAAUGGUGGCCCUGGUCUUGCCUGUGUACGACUGUCUCAUGAGGCUGGCCCAACCAGACGCUCUGCUGAACGAGGAAGAGGUGGACUGCCUGGUGCUGCAGCUGCAUCGCAUCGGGGAGCAGCUGGAGAAGGUGAACAGCCAGCGGAUGGACGAGCUGUUCUUCCUGCUGAGGGACGGCUUUCUCCUGCAGGAGGGCCUGACCUCCAUGGCUCGCCUCCUGCUGCUGGAGGUCCUGGAGUUCAGGGCCGGCGGCUGGAUGCUCAGCAGCACCGCCCACAAAUAUUAUUACAGUGAAAUCGCCGACUGAGACGGGCGACUCGCGCACCUCGGACGCUUUCCUUUGGUCACCACUGAUUACCACACCAGCAGCUUCUCGAUAGAAUGCGACAUCUUCCGUGUAAUCAGAGACUGGAGUGAGGAAUGAGGAUUUUUGGUGCGUCGUUUCCUGCGUGAGAUCAAGGCUUGGAAUGUAACGGAUGUGAAAUGUGCAAUAGUUCGAAGCUUUUAGUUCUUAAGGUUUAUGCCACAUUCAGACAACCUUUGAUUCAAAACUGACAAGUUCUGACAUUUAAAAAAAAAAUCUUUGUUUGCAUUCCUGUUUUGUAGGAACAGUUUAUCACAUUUUUGAAGUUAAAAACAAGACAUUCCAGUCAGAUUCUAACUGAUUUAAUUUUAUGCUAUUGUUGGUAUUGUGUUGGAAUAUUUGCAGGGGGCGUUAAGACACUUCCUGUGUGAAGUUCAGGAGUUUCUAAAAGACGAGUUGCUGUUGAGCAGCAGGAUUCUUGUUACCGUUUGACGCGAGGCCGGUUCAUCACUUGAAGCGCCGUCUUUAUUCAGGGAGUUUUAUUUCUUGUCACAGCUUCAGUUGGAAGACCAAAAGGUCGAAUCCCUCACUUUCAAAACUUUUUGUUAUAUGUG
This is a messenger RNA of Poeciliopsis prolifica (blackstripe livebearer), 1372 nucleotides long. It is a transcript of the gene mif4gdb, whose product is annotated as MIF4G domain containing b. The coding region runs from base 96 to 761 and encodes 221 amino acids. NCBI's taxonomy places the organism in Eukaryota, Metazoa, Chordata, Actinopteri, Cyprinodontiformes, Poeciliidae. Gene Ontology annotation, molecular function: RNA binding; translation activator activity; protein binding. Gene Ontology annotation, biological process: regulation of translational initiation. The transcript has 6 exons. Gene Ontology annotation, cellular component: cytosol. The record is from RefSeq and is a predicted model, not a curated record.